This is a messenger RNA of Aspergillus mulundensis, 6024 nucleotides long. RefSeq lists its product as uncharacterized. Gene Ontology annotation, molecular function: medium-chain fatty acid-CoA ligase activity; phosphopantetheine binding. The transcript is spliced from 6 exons. Gene Ontology annotation, biological process: fatty acid metabolic process. NCBI's taxonomy places the organism in Eukaryota, Fungi, Ascomycota, Eurotiomycetes, Eurotiales, Aspergillaceae. Bases 1 to 6024 code for a protein of 2007 amino acids. The record is from RefSeq and is a predicted model, not a curated record.
AUGGCCCGACCCAGCCCUUUUGUUUGCUCCCAACUGCAUCCCCAGCUGAGGCCGGAGGACAGAGAGAAAAUGUUGCAGGACGAAGUGCGCGCUCUGCGCUGUGAUGCUCAGCAGCCUGGAUCGCUGCAGAGGUUGGACUCGCUGCUCAGUACGUACCAGCAUGAGCAGGAGGAGGAGGGUGCUGCGGAGCCAUGGCUGGCCAUGGACAUCCUCCGCUGCUACCAGGACAUCUGGCUCAGCCUGCCAGAGCACGCUCGAGACGGAAAGGACACGGCCACAAACACAGUCCUCGCCCGCAUCCAACACCGCAUGAAGCAACGGACCGCGCCUCUCCCUGACCUCCUGCUCAACGACUCCUCUCGACCAGCCCUCAUCGACCCGACCUCCAACCAGCAACUCUCGUACGCACGACUCCGGUCCUUCAUCCAUGACUUUGAGCUCGGGCUGCCGUUUCCCGCGCAGGGACGGCCUAGGGUUGCCGUGAUGCUUCCGAACGGACCGAUCCUUGCCCUGGCGGUCAUGGCCAUUGCGAACCGAUACACCAUGAUCCCGAUGGCUAGGACCGUAGCCCCUGAGCAGCUGAGGGCGGACGUCGAGGCCGUCGAGGCCGAUGCGAUUGUCAUGCUGGAAGCUGAUGUCGACAAGGUCCAGCUGGACGAGAGCCUGCCUGUUUUCGCCGUCCACCCACAACCAGACCUCACCUUCACCGUAGCUUCAACGAACCCUGCAUUCGUGCCAGCACAGAGGACGAACAGGAGGAACCCCGACGACGCGGCCGUGCUCCUGUUCACCAGUGGCACCAGCGGCAAGAAGAAGCUGGUCCCAAUCACAGCCUACAAUCUCUUUGCCAGUGCCGUCUUCACCAUGGACAGUGUAGCGCUCGACGGCACCUCGCGUUGUGCCAACAUGAUGCCGCUCCAUCAUGUGGGAGGGAUGAUCCGCUCCCUCUACGCGCCCAUGCUCGCCGGUAGCUCGACCAUCUGCUGCGCCUCCUUCGACCCGAGUCUGUUCUGGGACGUCGUCGAGGCCUGGAGUCCGACCUGGUACUAUGCGACGCCGACGAUGCACCAGAUGAUCCUGGCCGAGUCCGAGCACCGGGCCGACGCCCUUCGGCAGAGCCAGAUCCGGUUCAUUAUCAACGCAGGCGGUGGUCUUCCCGCGACGCUUGCUGUCCAACUGCGCGAGGUGUUCCAGUGCACUGUGCUUCCCAGCUACGGUAUGACAGAGUGCGCGCCGAUUGUGGCGCCACCGACGAAUUACAAGCUCGAUCGGGAGGGCACGUCAGGGCGACCGGUUGGGCCGGACGUCGCCAUUCUGGAUGCGUCUGGACAGCGUGCGCCAACGGGUGUGACGGGCAGGAUCUGCGUUCGUGGAUUCCCCGUUUUCCCUGGAUAUCUGACGGAGCAGGGUGUCAUCAACAAGGAUGCGUUCGAUGCGAAUGGGUGGUUCGAUACCGGUGAUCUUGGGCAUCAGGACGGCGAGGGAUACCUGUUCAUCACCGGGCGGAGCAAGGAAGUCGUCAACCGUGGAGGCGAGAUCAUCUCGCCCAUUGAGGUGGAAAGCGGAAUUCUCUCAGCGGCACGAGACCCGUCUUCUGCUCUCUAUGGCCGCAUCUCAGAGACCCUCGCCUUCUCGACUCCCCAUGACGUCCUGCAGGAAGUGGUUGGCGCCGUCAUUGUGACACCCGCAGGCAAAGCACGGCCUGACCUGCGACAGCUCCAUGAAGCCCUUGCUGAGCGGCUGCUCCAGCCAAAGUGGCCGGCUCUGAUUGUGUACAUGGACGAGGGCGUGCCCAAGUCGAACAACAAACUGCAGCGCAUCCGGUUGAGCCAGCGAUUAGGGCUGGAGACCCUGACGGACGCUACCCCGGUGGCUGAGAGGCACUUUGAAGCCAAAUGCCCGGCUCAGGGGACGCCAUUGACGGUUUCCAUCCCUCAUACGAGCUGCAUGAUCGACGGCCAGCAAGCUCUUCCAUUUAUCGCAGAGGCCUCCGGCAACCCAGACGUAGUGAUGCGCCACAACCCCGUCGACGGCUUUCCUCAGGCCAUCUUCUUCAACUCCGAAUCCCAAUCCCCCAUCACCGUCGCCGAGCUCUUUCACUCUCUUCGACAUUCCGUCCACGGAUACCUCAUCCCCAGUAGCGUGAAAUCCCUCCCUGGCCCCAUUCCCCUUGAUCUGAACAGCUAUGUUGACGAGAAGGCCGUGGAUGAGGCCCUCCGGUCUCUCAAUGCUUCUGCCGACUCCUCUUCGACUGAGUACCGCGUUCGUGGCAUCUUCGCCCAGGCGCUCAGCCAGGCUGUUGACGAGGUUGGCGCGGAUACCGACUUCUUCGCUGCUGGAGGAGACAGUCUCUCCGCCGGCCGUCUGAUCUCAACCCUUCGUCGUGAAUUCGGCAUCCGUCUCUCGGGAGACGUUCUCUUUUUGCAUCCUACUGUUGGGGAUAUCACUGAUAUUGUCGACCAGGCCUGCGCGAAGAAAUCCCCUGAUGGCGCUCCGGUGGAACUUCCCGGGUGCACCGAAACACACAGCUCAACGAACCCAAUCGUACUGAUCCUCCAGCUGCUGCCAAUGCUUGUCUUCUAUCCAAUGCGGGUUGGAUUGCAAUGGACUAUCUUCGUGUUUCUGAUGGGCGAGACGGCAAGACGCUUUCCUCCUGAUGGUGUGCUGAUGGGACGCCUGCUGCAUAUUGUUCUCAUUGGACUGGCUUCGCGUAUUGCAAUCGGGAUCAUUGCACCGGUGUGUGCUAUUCUGUGCAAGUGGCUUCUCAUCGGACGGUACAAGGCCGGGCUGUAUCCCAUGUGGGGAUCGUAUCAUACACGCUGGUGGUUGACGCAGAAGGCGAUCAAGAUUAGUGGAAAGGGAGUAUUCAACUACUUUGAUUUCACUCGCAAUCUCUACUACCGCCUGCUGGGCUGCCACAUCGGCCGCAACGUGACGAUCCACCAGUCUGCCUCGCUGGGCGAAUACGACCUCAUCCGCCUGGAAGACGACGUCGUCCUGGAAAACUGCAUUGUGCGCCCAUUUGCCGUUGAACGAAACACGUCCAUGCUCUUGCAGCCUAUCACCAUCGGGUCUGGGUCCCAGAUCGGUCUCCGUACCGUCAUCGCCCCCGGCUCAAACCUCCCUCCCAACACAUAUCUCGGCCCCAACUCCUCCAGCUGGGAAAUUGACAGCUCAGACGAAGCGAACAAGGACCUGAACUCGGCCGCCAUUCAAGGGCCUCACUGGUUCUGGGCUUUGCUUCUCGUCGAGCCCCUUGGGUUGAUUGCCGGGUUCGCGUACCGGUUGCCCUGGCUGGCCGGGUUGGUCCCCAUUGUGAUGCAUUACCCCCUGCACGGAUAUGACAUGCUGCGGGUGAUUGUCUUCUGGUUCACCAACCCCACGCGUAUUGGCUGGCACAUUCUCGCGCGUAUCUACUACGCCGUCGCCGGUCCCAUCCUCUGGUUCAUUGCCAUCCUCCUGAUCAAGACCUUCCUCGACCUCACCUGCGGCCGAGCCCAGACCGGCCCGAUCGAGAAGAUGUCCCAGCGCCAGAAGAUCCGGCAAGCGGCGCUCUUCAAGGUCCUCCCCAAUGGAAGUCUCGGUCCCCUCACCCGACUCAUCGGCAAGCACUACGAGCUCGUGUCGGUCGCCAUCCGCCUCCUCGGUGGCCGCGUCGGCAAGCGCAUCUACUGGCCGUCUGUUGGCCCCGGCAUCCAGGACUUUGAUCUCGUCGAGGUCGGCAACGAUGUUGUUUUUGGCUCUCGCUCGUACCUGGUCACCAGCGACGGCAGCGGCAGAGAACGCGUCACCAUCGCGGACGGGGCCAUGCUGGGGGACCGUGCCGUGGUCCUGCCUGGCGUCACCAUCGGCGAGAUGGCCAUGGUCGGCUCUGGCUCUCUGCUCCGUCGCAACGGCUUCUACCCCCCUGACACUGUCUGGACCGGCAGCAAGAACGGCAACGCCAUCCAGUUCCCUUCUAUCGGCUCCAACAACAACCAGCUAUCUUUUCACAACGAGAAGCCCAAGGCCUCGACCCCAUCCUCCUCGUCUGGCUCCGCCACAGUCACAGCCAACAACUCCGGCUCGUCAACCCCUGAGCCCUUCGACAAAAAGGCAUUCGAAGCAUCAGCCCGCCAGCUCCCCAUGGAACGCGACACAACCCGCCCCUUCGGUCGUGCGUUCUACCAAGGCUUCGCCAACUUCUCCGUCAUCCCCAUCCCCGGCAUCGUCUGCUACUCAACCUUCAUGGUCAUCCUCUCCACCGUCUGGCGGCUCAUGGGCGUGCUGGCCGGCCUCCUCGUCCUCGCGCACGCUUUGCGACAGGAAUACCGCGCCUUCGACCGCGAGUGGUGGCAGCCCUUCUCCGUCUACGGCCUGUUCACAGCCGUGGUCUCCGCCGUGUCCUUCGCGCAAACCAUCAUCGGCGUCACGGUCGUCAUCGCAACAAAGUGGGCCGUCAUGGGCCGCAGAACAGAAGGCGCAUACCACUGGGACAAAUCCUCCUACAACCAGCGCUGGCAGUUUUACUUGACUGUCGAAACCCUCAUCAAGGACUCCUACCGCGGCAUCGGCGUCCUGCCUAUGCUCUCGGGCACCGCAUACCUCAACGCAUUCUACCGCCUCAUGGGCGCAACAAUCGGCAAGGACUGCUCGCUCCUCUCGAACGGUGACCCCAACAUCCUGCUUACAGAGCCUGACAUGGUUACCCUCGGCGACCGGGUCGCAGUUGACGAUGCGUCGUUGGUCUGCCAUCUGAAUACAAGGGGUGAAUUCGAGCUGCAUCCGCUUGUCGUUGGCGACCGGAGCAUCCUGCGCACCGGGUCAAGACUCAUGUCCGGCGCGACGAUGGGGAAUGACGCCGGUCUGCUUGAGCAUACGCUUGUGCUCUCUGGUGAUUGCGUUGAUGAUGGCGUUACGAUGCAGGGGUGGCCGGCGGAGCCCGUAAGGUACUUUUACACAGAUGGUGGAAGGGAGGUGGUCUACAUGGGCCCGUACGUCCUCGGCGCAUAUCAAGCAUUCAUUCUAGUAGAGAGAGCGCGGGCAACUGUAGCUAAAGGUAUGCACCAACGCCGUCUAGGCCAGACCCUGGCCAAGUCCAGCAAGGGCUUCCUAUGGUACGGAUACGCUGGGCAAGAAACAGCCUCUACUUUCCAAGGUUCUACAGGAGGGGGUCUGUAUACGGUGAUGAACGAGAACUAUUUCUUUCUCACGCCCAUAGGGUAUAAGGGAAUGCAAAACUCAACCCCUAUCUCCUUCCAUCACACCGACCAAGACGCAAUGGCCUCAGACCCGAAACAAAUGGACCUGGUGAUCGUCGGCGCCGGUACCGCCCAUACAUACCCUACUCCAGCAUCCCACCCUGCCCGCGCCCAGCUAUGGUGGACUACCCCUUUCUCCGGGCUGCAAGGCUGGCUCGGCCUCGCCGCCGCAAAGAGCGCACUGGACCUCGAUGCCGAUAUUAAGCCUGUCGUCCUUGGUUCCGCCGGCUCACUGGGUGGAGUCUGUGCAAAGAGCGGCUAUAUCCAGGGUUACGUACGAAUGAACCGGCUCAGGAGCUACGCGUACCGUGAUUUUGCGAUGCAGGACGCUGUGCCGCACCGAGUGGAAGCUGCUGGACAUAUAGCUGGACACGCGGUGCAUGGGCAUCUCAGGGCGACUCAGUCAGCGCCGCUCUUCCGUGUAAAGGAGUUUGCCACGCACCAAGGAUCAAUCUUGGCCGAGUCUGCCAACCAUGUCAACAAUAGUGGCCAGCUCUCCUGGCCGAUAACAGUCCUCGGCGGAAGCAAAUCCGCCUGGGACGCUGUCUACGCCUGCGCAUCAACCGGCCACCCCGUCGCCUGGAUCAUCCGCGCAUCAAGCACCGGGCCGGCAUCGAUAUCCCCGGCACCCGUUAUAGCCCCCUUGAAUAUUCUCCUCGAGAGUCUCCCUCUCGUUCGUGUCCUGGGCUGGUUCACCGUGUAUCUGGGCAAGGAAUCCUAUACGCAGCUUUCUGCAUGGGAUGUAGCUUGGCUGUCUGAUUGUGCGGCUUUUGUGGGGGCCUAG